This is a messenger RNA of Emiliania huxleyi CCMP1516, 306 nucleotides long. RefSeq lists its product as hypothetical. The record is from RefSeq and is a predicted model, not a curated record. The coding region runs from base 1 to 306 and encodes 101 amino acids. Lineage: Eukaryota; Haptophyta; Isochrysidales; Noelaerhabdaceae. The transcript has 2 exons. Gene Ontology annotation, cellular component: mitochondrion. Gene Ontology annotation, biological process: mitochondrial respiratory chain complex I assembly.
AUGGCGGGAUCCUUCACAAAAAAGAAAAUAAUGUGGCGCGGCCGCACCCCAGGCGCAGGGUCCUCGUCCCAGGACCCCAUUUUUGAGGGGUUCGCCAACCGCAGCCGAAUGGCUCGCGACGCUGAGCACGCGAAGCGGUACGUGAAGCGGCUAGCCGCCUCCUUCAGCAGCUGCUCUGUCGAGGCGUCCGCCUAUGGUGCUUGCCUCAAGGGUCACAUGGAGGCGGUCGAGCGCGGCGCUUGCGAGGCGGAGUUCCGAGCGCUUUCCAAGUGCUUCCGCGCGGCAAUCGCUAAGCAGCGUUCAUAG